Molecule: messenger RNA, 2020 nt
Organism: Diatraea saccharalis (sugarcane borer)
Lineage: Eukaryota; Metazoa; Arthropoda; Insecta; Lepidoptera; Crambidae
Source: the annotation of a GenBank genome assembly
AUUGCUCUGUGGGAAAAAGUCGGCGUGCGUUUCUCGAAACUUAUUUCUUCUCUCAGUUUUGUUAAAAUAAUGAAAUAUGUGAUCGACAAAUCACUUUGUGUAAAAUAAUUUAUAUCCUUUAUGUGUAAAUCAGCUAAAAUGGUUUCUGGCAGUACGAGGGUGAUACAAGUCACCAACAUAGCACCGCAAGCUACCAAGGAUCAGAUGCAAACGCUUUUCGGUUAUUUAGGUAAAAUUGAUGAUAUAAGACUUUAUCCAACCAUUAGAGAUGUAUCCUGUCCAGUACAGUCACGCAUCUGUUAUGUCAAAUAUUACGAUUCGACAACCGUCAACGUUGCUCAACACAUGACUAACACGGUUUUCAUUGAUCGAGCGUUGAUCGUUAUUCCUAUGCAGUCAGGUGAGAUUCCUGACGAACAUAAGGCUCUGGAAAUGUCUAGUAAUGGUACAUUAGUGCCAGGUUUGAGUACAGUUGAGCCUCGUCUACCUGCACAUGUUAUCAAUGCCCUAGAAGGCCUUCCUCCUAAUCAAGUGAUACAGACUUUUGAUCCAAAAAUGGCUGCGGUGGGAUUACCUACCUAUCCCCCUCUGCCAGCUGCAUAUGAUUCCCGUCAGAUUGAGGAAAUUAGAAGAACAGUAUUGGUGGCUGAUUUUGGUUCCCUAUCAUAUCAACAGCUAAUUGAUCAUUUCUGCCAAGCAGGCGAAGUUAAAUACUUACGAUUCUGUGAUAGAGAUGCAGAUAAGCAAAAAUAUGCAUUGAUUGAAAUGACAGAACAAGAAAGUGUCCUUAAAGCUUUGCAAUUGAAUGGUUCAACGGUGGAUGGACAAAUGAUUAAGGUGCAUCAUGCUACACAAGCUAUAUCAAAACCCCAGACAAAAAGUAAUGAAGCAGCCCAAAGAGAGAUAGAGGAAGCCAUGUGUAGAGUUAAGGAAGCCCAGAAUUUAAUAUCGGCGGCUAUUGAUCCUGUCAUUGGCCUACUCUCUAAAGAUAAAAGGAGGACUCGUUCAAGAUCGCGUUCCCGCCGCAGGUCGCGAUCGCGUUCCCGUCGCUCCCGCUCUAGACACCGCGGGAAACGCUCACGGUCACGCUCCCGGCACCGCUCACGACGUUCACGUUCACGUCACAGGCACCGUUCAAGAUCCCGAUCACGUCAUCGCAGUUCCAGACGAUCGAGGUCUAAAUCCCGCCACCGUAGCUCUCGUUCUAAAAGAGACCGCUCUCGCGAUAAGAAAGAUAAAAAAGAUUCCUCUGAAAAAGAUAAAAAGAGUGAGAAAGACAAAUCUAAAACUCCACCAAAAGAAGUGGAAAAGGAAGAGAAAGAGGUGAAGAAUGACACUAUAGAAACCAAUGGCAAUAGUGGUUCUGAAACUAAAUCUAAAGCGUCCACCCCAGUCGAAGAUAAGGAUAAAGAUGUCGAAAAGGAAAAAUCACCAACGAAGAAGAAGGAUAGAUCACGUUCCAAAGACAGAAAACGGGAUAGAUCAAGGUCGAGGCGCAGGUCGCGCUCGCGAUCUCGAAGGAAACGUUCAAGGUCUCGUAAAAGAUCCCGCUCUCGUGAUCGAAAGAAGUCUCGCUCUCGUGAAAGAAAAAGAUCUAAGUCACGCGACAGAAAGCGAUCUCGAUCACGCGAUAGGAAGAGAUCAAGGUCCCGAGACAGAAAGCGCUCCCGCUCUCGUGAUAGGAAAAAGUCUCGGUCUAGGGAUAGAAAACGAUCUCGAUCAGGAAGUCGUCGUUCUAAAAGUCGAUCUCACAGAGAUUCCAAAACACCUCACGACAGAAGAACUCGAGAGAGAACCCCAGCCCGCUCUGCCAUAGAAGAUAAAGAUACCAUAAAUAAAGCUUCAGAAAUGGUUGAAGACAAAAAUUCUCCAGACAAUAUGGAUAUUUCCAAUUCACCGUAAAUAAUAAAACAAAGCAUGUUGCUAACUUUAAUUUUGUGUAAUAAUUAUCAAAAUGUUCUUCAUUUGAAUGUUAACGUUUAAGUGAAAUAAAAUAAAUUGAGUAAAGCCACGUCAUUAG